ACACCUGCGGUGACUUGCUGGUGACUCUACAGUCCCUGAGCCGCCAGGGUGAGAAGCGGAGCCUCCAGCUCUCCGGCAAGGUCAACGCCAUGACUUUCACCUUUGACAACGUGCUCCCUGGAAAAUACAAAAUAAGCAUCAUGCAUGAGGAUUGGUGCUGGAAGAACAAGAGCCUGGAGGUGGAAGUGCUGGAGGAUGAGGUGUCUGCAGUUGAGUUCAGGCAGACGGGCUACAUGCUGAGAUGUUCCCUGUCUCACGCCAUCACUCUGGGGCCCAGCAGGGAGCUCGUAUGCCGCUCGUGCCUGAAGCAGACGCUGCACAAGCUGGAGGCCAUGAUGCGCAUCCUGCAGGCAGAGACCACCGCGGGCACCGUGACGCCCACCGCCAUCGGAGACAGCAUCCUCAACAUCACAGCAACUACACCGUCUCCACCAAGGUGGCCUCGAUGGCGUUCCAGACACGGGCCGGCGCCCAGAUCCCCAUCGAGCGGCUGGCCUCAGAGCGCGCCAUCACCAUGAAGGUGCCCAACAACUCGGACUGGGCUGCCCGGGGCCACCGCAGCUCCGCCAACUCCGUUGUGGUCCAGCCCCAGGCCUCCGUCGGUGCUGUGGUCACCCUGGACAGCAGCAACUCUGCGGCCGUGCUGCAUCUGCAGCUCAACUAUACGCUGCUGGACGGCCGCUACCUGUCUGAGGAAUCCGAGCCCUACCUGGCAGUCUAUCUGCACUCGGAGCCCCGGCCCAAUGGGCACAACUGCUCGGCUAGCAGGAGGAUCCGCCCAGAGUCACUCCAGGGUGCCGACCACCGGCCCUACACCUUCUUCAUUUCCCCGGGGAGCAGAGACCCAGUGGGGAGUUACCAUCUGAACCUCUCCAGCCACUUCCGCUGGUCGGCGCUGGAGGUGUCCGUGGGCCUGUACGCGUCCCUGUGCCAGUACUUCAGCGAGGAGGACAUGGUGUGGCGGACAGAGGGGCUGCUGCCCCUGGAGGAGACCUCGCCCCGCCAGGCCGUCUGCCUCACCCGCCACCUCACCGCCUUCGGCGCCAGCCUCUUCGUGCCCCCAAGCCAUGUCCGCUUUGUCUUUCCUGAGCCGACAGCGGAUGUAAACUACAUCGUCAUGCUGACAUGUGCUGUGUGCCUGGUGACCUACAUGGUCAUGGCCGCCAUCCUGCACAAGCUGGACCAGUUGGAUGCCAGCCGGGGCCGCGCCAUCCCCUUCUGUAGGCAGCGGGGCCGCUUCAAGUACCACGGCCCACGUGGGCAUCAUGCUGUAUGGGGUGGACAGCCGGAGCAGCCACUGGCACCUGGACGGCGACAGAGCCUUCCACCGCAACAGCCUGGACAUCUUCCGGAUCGCCACCCGCACAGCCUGGGUAGCGUGUGGAAGAUCCAAGUGUGGCACGACAACAAAGGGCUCAGCCCUGCCUGGUUCCUGCAGCACAUCAUCGUCAGGGACCUGCAGACGGCACACAGCACCUUCUUCCUGGUCAAUGACUGGCUUUCGGUGGAGACGGAGGCCAACGGGGGCCUGGUGGAGAAGGAGAUGCUGGCUGCGAGCGACGCAGCCCUGUUGCGCUUCCGGCGCCUGCUGGUGGCUGAGCUGCAGCGCGGCUUCUUUGACAAGCACAUCUGGCUCUCCAUAUGGGACCGGCUGCCUCGUAGCUGUUUCACUCGCAUCCAGAGGGCCACCUGCUGCGUUCUUCUCAUCUGCCUCUUCCUGGGCGCCAACGCCGUGUGGUACGGGGCUGUUGGUGACUCUGCCUACAGCACGGGGCGUGUGUCCAGGCUGAGCCCGCUGAGCGUCGACACAGUCGCUGUUGGCCUGGUGUCCAGCGUGGUUGUCUAUCCCGUCUACCUGGCCAUCCUCUUUCUCUUCUGGAUGUCCCGGAGCAAGGUUAUCAAUACUCUGGCUGACCUUCGUCAUCGUGGGACUGACUUUGGUGGAAGUCUUUGGUUACUUAUCAUUACUGUGUUUCUGAGAAGUUAUAAAUUUGCCAUCUCCCUCCGCACAAGUUACCUUUCUGUUAUCAAUACUCUGGCUGACCUUCGUCAUCGUGGGACUGACUUUGGUGGAAGUCUUUGGUUACUUAUCAUUACUGUGUUUCUGAGAAGUUAUAAAUUUGCCAUCUCCCUCCGCACAAGUUACCUUUCUGUUAUCAAUACUCUGGCUGACCUUCGUCAUCGUGGGACUGACUUUGGUGGAAGUCUUUGGUUACUUAUCAUUACUGUGUUUCUGAGAAGUUAUAAAUUUGCCAUCUCCCUCCGCACAAGUUACCUUUCUGUUAUCAAUACUCUGGCUGACCUUCGUCAUCGUGGGACUGACUUUGGUGGAAGUCUUUGGUUACUUAUCAUUACUGUGUUUCUGAGAAGUUAUAAAUUUGCCAUCUCCCUCCGCACAAGUUACCUUUCUGUUAUCAAUACUCUGGCUGACCUUCGUCAUCGUGGGACUGACUUUGGUGGAAGUCUUUGGUUACUUAUCAUUACUGUGUUUCUGAGAAGUUAUAAAUUUGCCAUCUCCCUCCGCACAAGUUACCUUUCUGUUAUCAAUACUCUGGCUGACCUUCGUCAUCGUGGGACUGACUUUGGUGGAAGUCUUUGGUUACUUAUCAUUACUGUGUUUCUGAGAAGUUAUAAAUUUGCCAUCUCCCUCCGCACAAGUUACCUUUCUGUGUCUUUCCUGAAGACUAUCUUGCCGUCUCAAAAUGGACAUGAUGGAUCUACGGAUGUACAGCAGAGAGCCAGGAGGUCCAACCACCGUAGACAGGAAGGAAUUAAAAUUGUCCUGGAAGCCAUCUUUACUUUAUGGAGACAGGUGAAAACCAAAGUUCAAGCUAAAAUCCAUAAGACGAAGGUGACAACAAAAGUCAACCGUCAUGACAAAAUCAAUGGAAAGAGGAAGACCGCCAAAGAACAUCUGAGGAAACUAAGUAUGAAAGGACGUGAGCAUGCAGCAAAGGCGAGGCAGCUAUCAGAGGCAGAGGAAAAUGGGAAAUUGGAUAUGAAAGAAAUACACACCUACAAGGAACUGUUUGAACGUGCGCAAGCGUUGCGGCGGCGGGCAGAGGACUACUACAAAUGCAAAAUCCCCCCUUCUGCAAGAAAGCCUCUUUGCAACUGGGUAAGUUUGCUUGUUUUCCUUGCUUUUGGACAUAGUCUGCCAGGUCAGGACAUGGAUACAUUUUUCUCCCUACGGCUCUGUGCUCAAGCCCUGCAGAGGGAGAUGGCAGAGAGGAAGGCUGCCUACAAGCAUCACAGUCCCAUCCCUCUUGGUAACCGUGUUGUGCAAAAACACCUUCAUCCCCACCCAGUGGGGCCCCGAUCUAAUAUUCUAAGUGUCAGAGGUUCCGUAUUUGUAAUAGCAAAUGGGCCCUGACUGUAAAUUAGUGAAGAGUGAAUGCAACUUAUUACCCACAGGGACAAUUCCAAAUGAAGGCCUUAAAUGAUGCUCAGCUAAGCUGGUUCUUGUGUGGCCUCUGUACCUUCAAAAGCUGCUGAGUCCUAUGAUUACACGUGAUGGGACUUGUACACUUGAAGUGAAACACAGUUUUAAAACUUGCUUUGCUUAGAAUUCCCACUUCAUUUUUGCAUGGACAAAAGUAUUCUUUAUGUCCUAGUGCACUUACAAUUUGGUAUUACCUGGGAGUGAAAAGAAAUAUUACAGCCAUGCCUAACUGACUUCUUGAGGUAAGAUUGUUCUGUCAGAAAACCCUCUCCCAGUUCCCCUGCAGCUCUUCAGGAAUCCACAUCUCUCCAGAGCUCUUUGUUCUCAUGGGUGGCACCUCCAGAGUGAAGAAGAUUCUUUGUCAAGAAGGGAAACAGAGGGGAAAUGAGAGGGUCCUGCAGGCAGAGCUGGAAUCAACUUCCACUCUGCCUCUUGCAAGCUGUGUGACCCUGGGCACAAUUUCUCCUUCCUCUGGAAACCUCUGUUUUCUUGGAUUUGGAGCAGGGUGGUCACACUGACCUUGCAGAGUUCUGAGAAUCAGAGACAGAACAUAAAAGGCCUGGAAAACAUUCUCCAAAAAGAAGCUGCAACAUGUGUGGACAAUGGGCUUUUCAUGCCUCUCUUACUGUCUCUUACUGUCUGUUGACCUGGUGCAAGAAACAUGCUCUGGUGAUGGCUGUGAGGGAGGAAUGAGGAUAGACAUAGACACUCCUGUGUCUCAAACAUGCUUCUGUAUUACUCCGUUAUGACUCUGUCUUCCCUGGGGCAGGACCGCAGCCUGCCUACAUUUGCAGACAGACACAGUGGCAUGUGGAGACAACAGUGUGUCCCAAUGACUUUUCUUUACCCCCCAGCUGUCGGCAGUACUCAGUGGAAGGGUGAUAUUAUGACACUGAUACUGCUAUUCUGAAACCUGGAGGAUGGAAAGGUGCAAAAAUCUAUCACCAGCAACAGAAGGUGCAGACUGUGUUGGUGGCGGUAAUUUUGUCCAUCAAAUGAAUAUGUGUGAAAACAUUCCCUCCUUUGGCCCUACAGGUCAGAAUGGCGGCAGCGGAGUAUCGUCAUUCUUCAGGAUUGCCCUACCGGCCCUACCUCACAGCUGAAACUUUAAAAACCAGGAUGGGCCGCCAGCCACCUCCUCCAACUCAACAACGUUCUAUAAAGGAUAAC
This is a messenger RNA of Pan troglodytes (chimpanzee), 4612 nucleotides long. Its product is annotated as polycystin-1. Gene Ontology annotation, molecular function: monoatomic cation channel activity; protein binding. Lineage: Eukaryota; Metazoa; Chordata; Mammalia; Primates; Hominidae. The record is from RefSeq and is a predicted model, not a curated record. The transcript has 22 exons. Bases 242 to 3373 code for a protein of 1043 amino acids. Gene Ontology annotation, biological process: calcium ion transport. Gene Ontology annotation, cellular component: plasma membrane.